UCGGAAUCACGAAAAAGAGGAUCUCGUUAAGCUUCGCAGCUGAGCUCAAACUUUCCGGGAAAGUGAAGCAGAAAAAGAAGAGUGGAAAGUUCAAUGGGUAUUGCGGCGGCUAUCGGAGUACUCUCACCGUUUCCGUUCUACUUCUGGCUAUGGAAUUGGCCGCAGUCAUGGGUGGACCUUUGUGGGAAAGGGCGGGACCCAUCUAAAGUGAUGGCUUACGUCUCUCAUUUCUUCAAGCUAGUCCAGUUCAUCUCCCUCUUCUCUGUUUCUUCUUUCCAUUGGCCUCCUCCUCUCUAUUUCUGGCCACUUUUUGCCUUUGGCCAGUUUCUCAACUUCAAGGUUUAUCAGCUGCUUGGUGAGGCUGGAACAUACUAUGGUGUCCGCUUUGGAAAAGAGGUUCCUUGGGUAACAGAAUUCCCAUUCGGUGUCAUCAAAGAUCCUCAAUAUGUUGGCAGCAUUUUGAGCCUUCUUGCAUGUCUUUCCUGGGUUCCAUUUCAAUAUAUUCUCCUCUGGGUUUUAGGAUACUUAUUUAUGAUUCAAGUGGAGUCCAAAGAAGAUCCAUCCACUCGUGCCAAGCCACGUCUUUGAUAUUUCCCCUCUUCUUUUCUAUUUUGGUGACAUUUCUGCUCUGAUAAACAUGAUUCUUCAUAAUAAACUUAAGUAUGUAGUGAGUUUCCGUGGUGCUGUUUCAGAUAAAUUGCCUUGAUGUUCCUUCAAAUUUACUACUCUCUCGUGCAUCACUCGUUUCAAGCAUGUCAGAAGCAUUGAUUAUUCACAUAUCAGAACUUUCAGUGAUUGCCAUGUGAAAGUGAGGGAGAAACUAAUUCCACCACAUGCCAGUGCAGAAUUGAAUUCUCCUGCAA
This is a messenger RNA of Neltuma alba, 863 nucleotides long. RefSeq names its product phosphatidyl-N-methylethanolamine N-methyltransferase. The transcript is spliced from 2 exons. The record is from RefSeq and is a predicted model, not a curated record. Lineage: Eukaryota; Viridiplantae; Streptophyta; Magnoliopsida; Fabales; Fabaceae. Gene Ontology annotation, molecular function: S-adenosylmethionine-dependent methyltransferase activity. Gene Ontology annotation, biological process: phosphatidylcholine biosynthetic process. Bases 94 to 588 code for a protein of 164 amino acids.